Molecule: messenger RNA, 846 nt
Organism: Rotaria socialis
Lineage: Eukaryota; Metazoa; Rotifera; Eurotatoria; Philodinida; Philodinidae
Source: the annotation of a GenBank genome assembly
AUGGUUUCAAAAUUGAAAAUAGCUUUAAUACAAUUUCUUGGUUCAACAUCAAAACAACAGAAUAUAAGUCGAGUAUGUGAAUUGAUCCGUCAAGCUGCAUCGACUGGUGCUCGCCUUAUUGUUUUACCUGAAAUAUGGAAUAGUCCGUAUGGCGUCAAAUAUUUUUCUCAGUAUGCUGAAACCAUACCGAAUGGCGAAACAACUGAUGCAUUAAGUGCAUGUGCUCGUCAAACUAAGACAUACCUUGUCGGUGGUUCGAUACCCGAACGUGACGGUGAUAAACUUUAUAAUACAGCGACUGUAUAUGAUCCUGAUGGGAAAUUAUUAGGCAAAUAUCGUAAAGUCCAUUUAUUUGAUAUUGAUAUUCCGGGUAAAAUAACAUUUAAAGAAAGUGAUGCAUUAUCACCUGGACAACAAUUGUUUACAUUUGAUAUUGAUCAAAAGUAUCGUAUUGGUCUUGGUAUUUGUUAUGAUCUUCGUUUUCCAAUGCUUGCAUCAUUAUAUUCAAAUCGUCAAUGUCAUGUUUUACUUUAUCCUGGAGCAUUUAAUAUGACAACAGGUCCCGUACAUUGGGAGUUAUUAUUACGUGCACGUGCACUUGAUAAUCAAAUGUAUGUUGCUGGUAUUAGUCCAGCACAUGAUGAACAGUCUGACUAUAAAUCAUGGGGACAUACAACAUUAGUUGACCCAUGGGGAACGAUAAUGAGUAAAUGUGAAAUGAAUGAAGAUGUUAUCUAUGGAGAUAUUGAUCUUGAACAUUUAAAUACGAUUCGAUCACAAUUGCCGUAUUUAUCGCAACAACGUACUGAUGUUUAUACAUUAGUUGACAAGAAAAAAGAUGAUUGA